Verticillium alfalfae VaMs.102 is the source of this 652-nucleotide messenger RNA. Its product is annotated as cytochrome c. The record is from RefSeq and is a predicted model, not a curated record. The transcript is spliced from 3 exons. Gene Ontology annotation, molecular function: heme binding; electron transfer activity. Gene Ontology annotation, cellular component: mitochondrial intermembrane space. Bases 42 to 362 code for a protein of 106 amino acids. Lineage: Eukaryota; Fungi; Ascomycota; Sordariomycetes; Glomerellales; Plectosphaerellaceae. Gene Ontology annotation, biological process: mitochondrial electron transport, ubiquinol to cytochrome c; mitochondrial electron transport, cytochrome c to oxygen.
UCAUCUCCUUAACACCUUAAUACCCCCCCCAAACCGUCAAAAUGGCUGGUGGUGACGCCAAGAAGGGUGCUUCCCUCUUCAAGACCCGUUGCGCUCAGUGCCACACCGUCGAGGCUGGCGGCGGCAACAAGAUCGGCCCUGCGCUGCACGGCCUCUUUGGCCGCAAGACCGGUUCCGUCGACGGCUACUCCUACACCGAUGCCAACAAGCAGAAGGGCAUUGAGUGGAACAACGACACUCUGUUCGAGUACCUCGAGAACCCCAAGAAGUACAUUCCCGGCACCAAGAUGGCCUUCGGUGGUCUCAAGAAGGCCAAGGACAGGAACGACCUGAUCGCCUACCUCAAGGACGCUACCGCCUAAGCGGAUCGCCCUCUCUUCUCACUCACCCACAAUCCACCACAUACCCUCUCCACACUCCACCCACCAUCCACCACCACAGGUCGUGUUGUUGUACCACUAGGAUACGAAAGAACGACGGGGAAGAAGAGCUCGGAAGCUGCAUUAGACGGGAUUCGGCGAGACUUCCUUUUCCUUCAGACAUAAUGCGACAUGUACCAUAGAACUCAAAUGAUGCCCUCCAGGACAGUGCGUCCGGGGCAGCGGGCACGCUCGAUGGCCCGCCUUUUAUUCCAUCUCCUCUUCUGCGCUCA